Phacochoerus africanus (Common warthog) is the source of this 2919-nucleotide messenger RNA. It is a transcript of the gene B3GNT2, whose product is annotated as UDP-GlcNAc:betaGal beta-1,3-N-acetylglucosaminyltransferase 2. The coding region runs from base 271 to 1464 and encodes 397 amino acids. The transcript is spliced from 2 exons. Gene Ontology annotation, molecular function: hexosyltransferase activity. The record is from RefSeq and is a predicted model, not a curated record. Lineage: Eukaryota; Metazoa; Chordata; Mammalia; Artiodactyla; Suidae. Gene Ontology annotation, cellular component: membrane.
GGGAGUCCGGAGGCGGUGGAGACGCCACGAGCCGUGAGUGAGGCGCGGCGGAGGUGUCUGCAACAAGUGCCGGAACCGAGCCCGGGCCGAGCCGAGUCAGUCACCCCGUCGCCGACACCACCAGUACGCCCUUCGCGGGCGCAACGCAUGGAGCGAGAGCGGCGGCGGUCGCCGGGCUGAGCCGCGCGGAGCGGCCGGGACGUGGAUGCAGCCGCGAUCUCCCGCCCCCGCCCCGCUGAGCAGGAGCAGCUCCCGGACAAGAUAUGAGAAAUGAGUGUUGGACGUCGAAGAAUAAAGUUGUUGGGAAUCCUGAUGAUGGUAAAUGUCUUCAUUUAUCUGAUUGUGGAAGUCUCCAAAAGCAGUAGCCAAGAGAAAAAUGGAAAGGGGGAAGUAAUAAUACCCAAAGAAAAGUUCUGGAAGAUAUCUGAACCCCCCAAGGCAUAUUGGAACAGGGAACAAGAAAAGCUCAACAGGAGGUACAACCCCAUCUUGAACAUGUUAGUCAACCAGACGGGGGAGGCGUAUGGAUUUUCCAACAUAAGCCAUCUGAAUUAUUGUGAACCUGACCUGAGGGUCACGUCCGUCGUUUCUGAUUUUGACAGUUUGCCAGAUAGAUUUAAAGACUUUCUGUUGUAUUUGAGAUGUCGGAAUUAUUCACUGCUUAUCGACCAACCAGAUAAGUGUGCAAAGAAGCCCUUCUUACUGCUGGCAAUUAAGUCCCUUACUUCACACUUCGAUAGAAGGCAAGCGAUUCGGGAAUCUUGGGGCAAAGAGACCAAUGUGGGGAACCAGACAGUGGUGCGUGUCUUCUUACUGGGCCAGACGCCCCCCGAGGACAACCAUCCUGACCUUUCAGAUAUGCUGAAAUUCGAGAGUGAGAAGCACCAAGACAUUCUCAUGUGGAACUACAGAGACACUUUCUUCAACUUGUCUCUGAAAGAAGUGCUCUUUCUCAGGUGGGUGAGCACUUCUUGCCCAAACGCCGAGUUCGUUUUCAAGGGCGACGACGAUGUCUUUGUGAACACCCACCACAUCCUGAAUUACUUGAACAGCUUGUCCAAGAACAAAGCCAAAGAUUUGUUUAUAGGCGAUGUGAUUCACAAUGCCGGACCUCAUCGGGAUAAGAAACUCAAGUACUACAUCCCAGAAGUUGUUUACACUGGCGUCUACCCACCUUAUGCAGGGGGCGGUGGAUUCCUCUACUCCGGCCACCUGGCCCUGAGGCUGUACAAUGUCACUGACCAGGUCCUUCUCUACCCCAUCGACGACGUCUAUACUGGAAUGUGCCUUCAGAAACUCGGCCUUGUUCCAGAGAAACACAAAGGCUUCAGGACCUUUGAUAUAGAAGAGAAAAACAGGAAUAACAUUUGUUCCUACCUAGGUUUGAUGCUAGUACACAGUAGAAAACCGCAAGAGAUGAUUGAUAUUUGGUCUCGGCUGCAAAAUGCUCAUUUAAGUUGCUAAAUUAUGUACAAACUCCGUUUUGCAUAGAAAGACAUAGCUAACAUAGUUCCCAUGUUGUGUGUUCUCUCACGUUAGGGGCAAUUUCUGUGUUCAACCAUCAAAAUUGCCUUUAUAAAGUAGUAUCCAUUUGAGGGCCUCUAAGCCCUUCACUUGUGGUACUUUCUGAAAAGGGAAAGCAGAGGAAGAUCCUAAUGUUUUCUGGUGGAUAUGGCAAGAUGAUUGGCUCCAACCCUUCCUGCUGGCUUAUGGUCAUUGUUUUCUGAUUUGCUUGCCUCAUCAUCCGAAAUCAUGUUUCUGGAAUUUGACCAUUUUAAGUUAUUUUUGUUUUGCCCUCUUCUGAAGAAUAUUCCUGUUUCUCAUUAUAAUGAGUGAAUUAUCUGCCAUUUAGAUUUCCAUGAACCUAUUGGCUAACAAAGACAUUGUUAUACAUGACUCAGUGGUUUUGUGAAGUGGGAUUAUGUUUGUUUUCAUGUGAUUUGGAUGAAUUUUUAAAGUUGUCUAGAAAUGGAUUUCUGUUGAAAUUUCCUGCCACCCCAACAGUAUUUUCUUGCAUUCGUCUAAUCAAUCAGUUUUGCAGAAUGAGAAUCCACUGUGUGGCAUGUAUCCAGUUUAUCUUGUUAUGGUCUUAUGGUCAUAAGGAUAGAAAGUUUAACUCUCUUGUAUUUGGCCUGCUGAGUGCUAUCGUAAUAAUUCUGUUUCUAGUACUGGAAAAUGAGUAGGAGUCCAUAAUCUUCAAACUGAAGAUUGAAUUGCCCCUAGCAACCAUACUGUGUUUAUGAUUUUUCGUCAUGGACCAGAAACACUUAUGUAACUUUUGAACUUUAAGCAAAAAGAUUGGAGUUGCAGACAUUUUUACAAGUGGCUUGUCAGUUUAAAACUGCAGAAUUCUGGAAGUUCCCUCGUGGUACAGCAGGUUAAGGAUCCAGCGUUGCUGCAGCUGUGGCAUGGGUCACAACUGUGUCACAGGUUCGAUCCCUGGCCCAGGAAUUUCCACAUGCCGCAGGUGCAGCCAAAAAAAAAAAAAAGGCUGCAUAUUCUGUUCUUGCCAUAUCGUCACAUAUUCCUUAUACAAAAUUACUAUUCUGAGUAGUGACUGCUUCCCUGUCUCAGUGUAGAAGUGCCUGUGUUUUUAUUUAUUGUUCAGAUAUUAUAGACCAAAUAUUUUUAAAAUAAAUUUUGUGUAAUAUUUUAUUUGUAUACAGUGUUUAUGACAAACUAUUUAAAGCAUGAUGUUUUAUGUGGCAACAUGUACCAUAAGCUAAUUGUUAUUUUUGAAUUUUAAAAUUUGUUUUUUUUAACUAUUAGAUAAAAUUCUGCCAAACUGUUGCUUAUAUAUAUGCUAUCUUGUAACAUGCUUUCUUUAAAUAUUUUUGUGUUACAGAAAUGAAGAUUCUUAAAAGAUAUAUAUAAUACUGGAUACUGUAAAAUGAUGGAAAUAAAAUCAUUGUAUUUUUA